CAAAAACACACCGUACCACAACAACACCACUUACACCACCAACAUGGAUGAAUACCAGCUCAGGGACGAAGCGGUCCGCGACCGGGUGCGCCAGGCACAGGAAUUCUUAGAUCCUCGUACGUCCUUCAUGUUCCUCUACCUGACGAUGCCCCCUCUAACCGCGCGCAGUUGAGCGAACUUCUGCUCGAAGUUACAGAUCAGAGAUCAUAUUGAUGCUGCAGAAGUUUCAACGGAGACUUGUUGUGAGUAUAGACGAAAUCCGUGCCCAUAAUACCGAAUUGGCAGAGGGUUUACUACACUCCCCAUUUGACUAUGCACAAGCAUUCGACAAGGCGCUCCACGACAUUGUCAAAGUUGUGGGCACCACAUCUCAACAGACUUCCGAUGACACGAUGUACUACUGCGCCUUUUCUGGCAGCUUUGGACAAUAUGCAUGCAACCCUCGAACGUUGUCCUCGACGCAUCUCAACCAUAUGGUUUCCCUGGAAGGAAUUGUGACGAGAUGUUCUCUUGUUCGUCCAAAGGUCGUUAAGAGCGUACAUUACAACGAGAAAAAGAAGAUAUUUCAUUUCAGAGAAUACAAAGAUCAGACAAUGACAGCAGGCGGAGCUACCACAACCAGCGUAUAUCCACAAGAAGACGAGGAGGGUAACCCUUUGGUCACCGAGUAUGGUUACUGCACAUAUCGGGAUCACCAAACCAUUUCUAUACAAGAAAUGCCAGAACGAGCGCCAGCAGGACAAUUGCCAAGAGGAGUGGAUGUCAUUUUGGACGAUGAUUUGGUUGAUAAAUGCAAACCCGGGGAUCGCGUUCAACUUGUCGGAAUUUACAGAUCUCUUGGAAAUAGAAAUACUAGCCACAAUAGUGCUCUGUUCAAAACCACUAUUCUAGCUAACAAUAUUGUCAUGUUAUCCUCGAAAUCGGGCGGAGGAAUCGCUGCUGCUACGAUUACGGACACAGAUAUUCGUAACAUCAACAAAAUUGCAAAGAAAAAGAAUCUCUUCGAUCUUUUGUCCCAGUCGCUAGCCCCUAGUAUUUACGGACACGAAUAUAUCAAAAGGGCGAUUCUGUUGAUGCUGCUGGGUGGGAUUGAGAAGAAUUUGGAAAACGGAACCCAUUUGAGAGGUGAUAUCAACAUUUUAAUGGUUGGUGAUCCAUCUACCGCCAAAUCCCAGAUUCUACGAUUUGUACUCAACACCGCUCCUCUGGCCAUUGCCACUACUGGUCGAGGUUCAUCUGGUGUUGGUUUGACGGCCGCUGUUACGUCCGAUAAGGAGACUGGAGAGCGAAGGCUCGAAGCUGGUGCCAUGGUUCUUGCUGAUCGUGGUGUGGUCUGUAUUGAUGAGUUCGACAAGAUGUCUGACAUUGAUCGAGUCGCUAUCCACGAAGUUAUGGAACAACAAACUGUUACAAUUGCGAAAGCCGGUAUCCACACCUCACUUAAUGCUCGAUGCAGUGUGGUAGCUGCUGCAAAUCCUAUAUUUGGACAGUACGACACACACAAGGACCCGCAUAAGAAUAUUGCUCUUCCAGAUUCUCUUCUGUCUCGUUUUGAUUUGUUAUUUAUUGUCACGGAUGAUAUAGAUGAUGCUCGUGAUCGGCAAAUAUCUGAACAUGUUCUUCGGAUGCAUCGCUAUAGACAACCAGGAACGGAGGAAGGAGCACCAGUUCGAGAACAGGCUCAUCAAACCCUAGGUGUAGGAGUUGAGCAAGAAGCUGAUGCCAACCGCCCAACAGACGUUUAUGAGAAAUACAACGAGAUGCUCCAUGCUGGUGUUACGACUACUACUGGACGCGGCUCAAGCAAGCGGAUCGAAGUUCUGAGCAUACCAUUUAUUAAGAAAUAUAUUCAAUACGCAAAGUCAAGAAUAAAGCCAAUCUUAACACAAGAGGCUUCAGAUCGUAUCGGCGAGACUUACGUCAAGCUUCGAAACGACGACAUGAUAGGCAACCAGCGCAAAACAAAUGCCAUGACAGUUAGAACUCUCGAGACCAUUAUCCGUCUAUCAACAGCACACGCCAAAGCACGUCUCUCCAAUCGUGUACAGGAAGCCGAUACCAUAGCCGCCGAAAAGAUCCUGCGAUUCGCCCUCUUCAAAGAAGUCGUCGAAGACGAAAAGAGAAACAAACGCCGCAAGACCCGACCUCUUGAGGGCGAGACCUCUGGAGACGACAGUUCAGACUCGGAUUCAGAUUCCCCACCCCCUACCACCCGCGCAGGAACAUCUCGAACCCCAGGAACAGCAAGAACAAGAGGUCUCGCCGUCCCCAAGAAAUCCAAGGGCAAGGGCCGCUCCAGAACCCCCGUCUCAGGAGGCGACGAGGACGAAGAUGAGGAUCUCUACGAUGCCACCCCACAACGCACACGCACCACCAACGGCGGACCCUCCCAAUCCCAGACUUCCUUCGCCUCCUCCCUCCCCGCUUCCCAACUGCCCUCCCAAUCCCAAUCGCAAGCGCAGGAAGAAGACGCCGAGCUCGCGGACGGUGCAGCAGCCUUGACUCUCGCAACCAUCACACCGGCUCGUUUCCAGGUUUUCCGCACGACGUUGGGGCAAUUGAUUGAUAGCGAUCUCUUUCAUGACGACUCGGCUGAGGUGAAUAAUAUUGUUCAGGGCGUGAAUAGAGCGAUUGGUGGAGCUGCGGGGGGAGCGUUUAGUAGGGAUGAGGUCGUUGCUGCGUUGAAGAAGAUGGAUGAUGUGAAUCAGAUUAUGUGAGUAUUCUUCCUUGAGUUGAACCAUCACUAGGGCUAUUAUUUUUGACCAUUUUGCUAAUUAUUUUUCGUUAGGUACACCGGUGGUGAGAUGGUGUAUAAAGUUUAAGAUUUUCAAUGGAGGAGGUUUAUUGGAUGAUGAGAUUGGCUGACUGGAGUUUUUUCCAGUAGGCAUGGAGUUUGUGGGUUGGUUUGUUUAGUUAGGUUAUGAGAUAGAUGAGCGAACGAAUGAAGUACCGAGGUGGAGUAACAUCGUAUGGAUCGAGUAAUGAGAUACACCCCAUUUCUAUAAA
Molecule: messenger RNA, 3006 nt
Organism: Hymenoscyphus albidus
Lineage: Eukaryota; Fungi; Ascomycota; Leotiomycetes; Helotiales; Helotiaceae
Source: the annotation of a GenBank genome assembly